AUGGCCGAUAGCGACAGCCGCGACGACGUGCCCCCGGGCAUCGACCCCAAGCUCUGGAACGACGACCACAUCAAUGAAGAACAUCUGGCCGCGUUUGCGCGCGCGCUCGACAGCUCGGACGUCGCCGGCGACGAUGGAGGACCCAUGUCCCCUCAGUCUCCUCGGAACGAGUGGGACGGCGGUGUCGAGAAGCUGACCGCUACGAGUGACUUUGCGGGCUUCCUCUUCCUGAUCAUCUGGCUCGAGUUCAGCAUCUACGUUGUGACGCGGCAGUUCGUGAACCUGUUCGAGUGGCUCGUCGCCUGGCGGGGAAUGAAGCGCAGUCUGCGGAAAAACCUUCGCAAUGCGUCAACGUACCCGCAAUGGGUCGAGGCGGCCUGCGAGAUGGACGACUACAUGGGCCUGAACGAGUGGAAGGAGUCGAAUGACGACUCGUACUUUGACGCACAGCUGGUUCGGCGUGUGCGAGCCACUCUCUCUCGCCUGCGCGCCGCCAAGGACACCCGCGGCCUCAUGGAGGCCCUCGCGGUCUGCGUGCGCCCCAACUUUGCCGGAACCGAGAACGCAAAAAUGUACUCCGAGACGUUCUACGGAACGAAGCGGCUCGUCGAAGCGCACGUGCAGGAGGUCGCGGCGUGCCUAGACUUUGUCCGGCAGGCAACCGACGUCAGUCUCGAGGAGAAGCGCGGCUUCUUCCGCGGCAUCAACAAGAACUACGGCUCGUCGGCGCUCUGUCUCUCCGGCGGGGCCUGCAUGGGAUACUAUCACUUUGGCGUGAUUCGCGGAUUCCUCGAUGCGGACCUGCUCCCCCGUGUCGUGACGGGCACGAGUGCGGGCGGCCUGAUCGCCGCGCUGGUGUGCACGCACACGAAUGCGGAGCUGAAGCAGCUGAUCCGCCCCGAGCUCGCGGACAAGAUCACGGCGUGCGAAGACCCGUUCUCGACCUGGGUGCGGCGAUGGUGGAAGACUGGCGCUCGUUUCUCCGCCGUCGAGUGGGCGCGCAAGGCCAUGUUCUUCACGCACGGCAGCAUGACGUUCAAGGAGGCGUAUGAGCGGACCGGCCGCGCGCUUAAUGUGUCCGUAGUGCCCGCGGAUCGCUAUUCGCCCACGAUUCUGCUGAACCAUCUGACCGCGCCAAACUGCACGAUCUGGAGCGCUAUCAUUGCCUCCGCCGCUGUCCCCGGUAUUCUGAAUCCAGUCGUGCUCAUGAGCAAGUCGCGCGACGGGACGUUGAAGCCGCACAACCUCGGUGGCAGCCGCUUCAAGGACGGCAGCUUACGCGAGGACAUUCCCCUCGGCAGUCUGCACACGCAGUUCAACUGCAACUUCUCGAUCGUGAGCCAGACGAACCCGCACAUCCACCUGUUCUUCUUCGCUCCGCGCGGCAAGGUCGGGCGUCCCGUAGCCCACCGCAAGGGCAAGGGCUGGCGUGGCGGCUUCAUCCUCUCCGCGCUCGAGAGCUACAUCAAGCUCGACCUCAGCAAGCACUUCAAGGUGAUCCGGGACCUGGACCUGAUGCCACAGCUGCUGCAGAGUGACUGGAGCGGCGUGUUCCUGCAGCGUUUCAGCGGCGACCUGACCCUCACCCCGCGGUCGACGGUGCGCGACUGGUUCCACCUCCUCGACGACCCGGACCGGGCCCAGCUCGGGCGCAUGAUCAAGGUCGGGCAGCGCGUGACCUGGCCGGCCCUCCAUAUGGCCGGGAACAGGAUGUUGAUCGAACGCUCGAUCCAAAGGGGACGGCAGGAGUGCCGCCUCGCGGCGAACCGCGACCGGCCGACGACGGACCAGACCGAACCAAGUACGCCGAGGGACAGGCUGCAGCUGCAGAUCCCGAUCGAGAGCGACGCGGACAACGCCAUCCGCCUCCGCGAGCGCCAGAAGGAGCACCGGGAGCGGAACGGCUCGUCCCUCGUCCCCGGCGCUGGGGACGAUAAUGCAAUCACAGUCAAGCGCAGGCGCGGCCGGCGCAUUAGGGACCAGCUCGACCCGACCGUGCCGCACAACUCGAACCCGCCGCACAGCCAUACACCCGUGCAUAGCCGUAGCCAGUCCGUCUCGUCGCCGUUAUCGCCGCGCCGGUUUGCGAACCCGUUCAACUUCUCUAGUUUCGCCAAGAGGCGCAACUCUCGCUCGACCAUGAGCAUUGCGCGCUGGUUUGCUGGCAGCUCCAGCGAGAGCGACUCGGACCUCCCCGACGACGACGACGACAGCGACCCCCUCGACAUGGACUCGGGACAGGACGCGGCCGCUAACGACUACCCGUUCGACGAAGCUGUGAGCUCCCAAGUCGAGAGUGAUGGGCCGGACGCAGACAGACAGCGCACGAGGGUGUCGCAGGAUAUAUGA
Messenger RNA from Trichosporon asahii var. asahii CBS 2479, 2349 nucleotides. RefSeq lists its product as uncharacterized. Bases 1 to 2349 code for a protein of 782 amino acids. Gene Ontology annotation, molecular function: triacylglycerol lipase activity. The record is from RefSeq and is a predicted model, not a curated record. Lineage: Eukaryota; Fungi; Basidiomycota; Tremellomycetes; Trichosporonales; Trichosporonaceae. Gene Ontology annotation, biological process: lipid metabolic process. The transcript is spliced from 4 exons.